Molecule: messenger RNA, 1002 nt
Organism: Morchella importuna
Lineage: Eukaryota; Fungi; Ascomycota; Pezizomycetes; Pezizales; Morchellaceae
Exons: 9
Coding region: 1-1002 (333 amino acids)
Biological process (GO): carboxylic acid metabolic process; tricarboxylic acid cycle
Cellular component (GO): cytoplasm
Molecular function (GO): L-malate dehydrogenase (NAD+) activity
Source: RefSeq, a predicted model, not a curated record
AUGGUCAAAGCUGUUGUUCUUGGUGCUUCCGGUGGAAUCGGGCAGCCUCUGUCCCUCCUCCUCAAGGCUAGCCCCCUCAUUGACGAAUUGUCACUAUACGACGUCGUCAACACCCCUGGUGUUGCCGCCGAUCUCUCCCACAUCUCUUCCCCCGCACAAAUAACUGGAUAUCUCCCUGCCGAUGAUGGCCUCGAGAAGACUCUCACUGGUGCCGACAUCGUUGUUAUUCCUGCUGGAAUCCCCCGAAAGCCUGGAAUGACUCGCGAUGACCUCUUCAAGAUCAAUGCCGGAAUUGUCCGUGACCUUGUUACUGGCAUUGCCAAGUUCUGCCCCAAGGCUUUCAUUCUGAUUAUUUCCAACCCUGUCAACUCAACUGUGCCCAUUGCCGCAGAGAUCCUCAAGGCCCACAAGGUCUUUGACCCCUCCCGUCUCUUUGGUGUAACUACUCUUGAUGUUGUUCGUGCUUCAACCUUUACCGCCCAGAUCACUGGGGAGAAGGACUCGCGCAAGAUCGUGGUACCCGUCAUUGGUGGCCAUAGUGGAGAGACCAUUGUUCCUUUAUUGAGCUUGGCCAAACCUGCUUGCGACAUUCCCGCUGAUAAAUUGGAUGGACUUGUCCACCGUAUCCAGUUCGGAGGUGACGAGGUUGUUGCGGCCAAGAACGGUGGUGGUUCAGCCACCCUGUCCAUGGCGUUUGCUGGUUUCAGAUUCGCUGAGUCGGUGAUCAAGGCCCUCAAGGGCGAGAAGGGCAUUGUUGAACCCACUUUUGUCUACCUACCUGGUGUCUCUGGUGGUGAUGAAGUCAGCAAGUCCCUUGGUGGUGGCAUCGACUUCUUCGCUGUCCCUGUUGAGCUCGGACCCCAAGGUGCCGUCAAGGCGACAAACCCCAUCCCCACGAUCAACGACAACGAGAAGAAGCUUCUCGAGAUAGCGAUCAAGGGACUCAAGGGAAACAUUGAGAAGGGUGUCGAGUUCGCGAGAGCGGCUGAGCCUGCAAAAUAA